Durusdinium trenchii is the source of this 714-nucleotide messenger RNA. The record is from the annotation of a GenBank genome assembly. Lineage: Eukaryota; Dinophyceae; Suessiales; Symbiodiniaceae.
AUGAAGGCGAACGGCGUCCCUUCUGCAAGCUUCGAUAUCCUAAAUGGGACUCCCACUGAAGGAAAGCAAAAUGCGAUGGACAUCCUGUCGGAUGCAGGAUUUGCGUUGAUACUCCUGGCGAUUUUGAACGCCAGAUUUGAUGAUUUCUUUUGUGUCCUGGGAUUGGUCUGUUCGUCCUGGGUUACCAUAUCACAAGGGACGCACUAUCGAGCACCAUGGGCUCCUUUAGGCAGAGACCACAUCCCAUUUGUGGAUCAAGGCAACCGCAUGACCAGUCGGACCACUUUGCUUAUCCUGGCCAUCACCGCUAUGGGUGGGACAUGGUUGCUGGAGCAACCCAGCACGUCGCAAGUUGACUGGCAUCCCCGUGUGCGGUUGCUGUGGCGAUUGGUUCCACAGGAGUAUGAAAAGCAGCUUGCAGAGCUGAAGAAGGGUUUGUCCAACACGUCUAUCAGCGAGCCUCGUUUGUGCAGCUUGGGGGGGAAGACUUCAGCCAAGUCCAAGGCACAGCCUGCCCCAAAGGCUGCUCCAAAAGCAGCUCCCAAGGCAGCCCCAAAGGCAGAACCAAACGGGGGUAAGAAGCAUGCCCGUUCACCCCAGAAGCCAGACCAGCAAUCCCCCAACCCUGCUGUGCAAAAGCGUGUGAGGGGAAAGCAGCCUGACCCUGACCCCGCCCAGAAAUUGGAAGAGCUGUUGAAGGCACAUAGAACAUAA